This is a messenger RNA of Pararge aegeria (speckled wood butterfly), 1942 nucleotides long. RefSeq lists its product as uncharacterized. NCBI's taxonomy places the organism in Eukaryota, Metazoa, Arthropoda, Insecta, Lepidoptera, Nymphalidae. The record is from RefSeq and is a predicted model, not a curated record. The transcript is spliced from 10 exons. The coding region runs from base 25 to 1656 and encodes 543 amino acids.
AUUUUCGAUUUAAAUCUGAAAAUAAUGCCAGUACUGGAAGCGCCAAAUGUGGAAUUAGGUUCAGCUCCGCAGACACCAAGCGUGAUCGUUUCACCGUCACCGUCAGAAAUUUCUAGUGCCAGCUCUCCAGAACCGCAGAAUGUUCGUGCUACUCCACUAUUCAGGAUGUUGGCUAUGCCACCCCCUGAUCCAGAACAACCGCCUGGCCAGGACGAACUGGAGCGUAGAUUACCCGGCUACAGGCGCAUUGUUAUACCCCGAGAAUUAACUCUCAUAGAACUCUUGAAAGAGAGCAGUGGCGUGACCACAGACGAGGAAGUCUUGACGAUACGCGAAGCAAAGUUGCGUGUUAUUGCAGAGCGCGUCGGCUUGCGUCGGUUGCACGUCCUCGCUCCCCGCUUACGUUCCCUUACUCUUGACGGAAGCGCAAUUUCAUCUUUGCGUGAUCUUGGAAUUGGAUUAGUUCACUUAAAAAAACUAAGCAUAAACAGAUGCGGCUUAACAUCCUUGGAUGGAAUCUGGGGCUUGGGGGCAUUAAAGGAACUCCAUGCUGCCGCCAAUCGUCUUUCUGAGUUGCAUCCGUUGGCGGCUAUGCAGAAAAUACAUACGCUUAACUUAGCCGAUAACCCUAUAGAAGAAUCGAGUCGCUUAUGGACCAUAGGCGUUUGCAGCUCCCUCCGCCGGUUGACUUUGCGAGGAACUCCCAUUGCUGACACAAUGAAUUAUCGCUCAACGGUUGCAUCUGCUUUACCGAUGCUUGUAACAUUAGAUGAAAUACCAUUAAAUGCAGAUGAGGAAGAUGAGAUUCCUGAAGACAAUGGUAGUGCAGAAAGUGAUAUAGAGCCGGAUGCUCCGCAGUCAUUGCCUAACGUGAUUGGGUCUACACUAGAGCCUCAGCCUAGUCCUUUGAACAAAACACACGUUCAGAGUAAAAACAACAAUCUUAAAGAGGAGUUUUCAUUGAAGUAUUCGACAUUAUCACGUCUACGACCAGCUACCACUGAAUGUGCAGGCAUACGCCCUACACGUGCUUAUCUACCUCGCCGACCAAGGACAGCCUUAGAAAGACCUAUAGACGCUCCAACUAGGUUGCAAAUUAUGAACACGCUUAUGGACGAUGAAUGGCGUUCUAGUGGAAGUAAAUUAACAUCACACGAUCCAGUUUGUGGAAAUCUUGCGAGAGCCUUACGAAAAUCUCCAAAAGAAAAAAAUCGCAGCUCAGUGGAAGCUGAAUUAGAAACCGUGGGGAAUACAAUGUCGGGAGCGUGUCGGGUUCUCGCUGCGGAAAUACCACGCGCGCCCAACGCUGAACAAUGGGCAAAGUUUAAAGAAGACACUGGAAUUGAAAUUGACAUUGACUUCAAUGCAAGGCCAAAGGAGGCGGACCCGACAAAAGUGUUGGAUCGCUUGGAGCGUAUUGAAAAGGAAACUAUGGAGAGGCUUAAUGCAAACCCAAACGAGGGUUUCCCAAAUGUACUCACCUCAUAUUCUUUAGAUCCGUCUAGAAUACUCUCCGGAGGUAUUAUGAGUGACUAUGACUUGUGGAGGGAAAUAGAAAAUUUGAAUGUAGCGCCUCCGCCUGACAAUGUUGAUGAUUUGUUCAGAGAUUUAGCACCGAUUCGUCCUAGGCGAAGGCGAAUGUUGGAGAAUGAUUAGGGGUAUUGAUGAGUUCAUGUAAUUUGGUAACUUUUAUUUUGUGAACCCAGGACCUAAAAUUCAACAUAUAAAUAACACCCAUCUUGUGUUAUAAGUUAGACGGUUUUGUUUUUCUAUCUGUGUAAAUGUGUAUUAUGGUAAUUAUAGCACGUCAAUGGAUGGACCGAUUUUAAUGAUUUGAAGUUUCUCAUCACGUUCAUAGUUGGCCGGAUUGUAGUUAAUCAUGUGUGGCUACGACGGUUUGAACAUGGUACGCGUGCGACGUAUGACUUACAGAGUGCCAAAU